UGAUCAUUUUAAAACGUAAAAAAAAGCGCAAUCAAUCAUCUAAGAAUGUAAAACUUUGUUCAAGAAAACAAAUUUGUUUUCGUAAGAAGAAACCAGUAAUUCAAUAUAAUUAAUGUGAGUUACUUCUUCAUCUGAGAUAUUUCAAAUACAAUUGAGAUUUUCUUUAAGAAGUUAUCAAAAUAAAGAAUAUUUCCACGACAAAAGAAUAUUUAUAAAACGAAAUAUCCAAUAAAACACAAAUGGCGUUUUUGUUCUAAAUAUCAUUUAAUUGAUCCCUUUAUUCUGCUAUUUGCUUAAUCUAGUUUCCUCGUAAAAAUAUUCUCCAUUCUUCCUCAUUAUAAAUACUUUUUUAUCGAUAUUUGUGAAGAGCUUUAAAUAUUUGUUAACAAGUGUGGCACAAUUUGUAAUAUUUAAUAUCUUCUCUUACAACUUUUUAUUGUAAAAUAAACAAAGUAUACCGAUCUUUCAACGUUCGUUUUCGACCGAUUUCGAACAAAAUAUAUAUUUUUUUUCCCUCCCCUCCUCCCAGAAAAUAUAUAUUCAUGAUCCUUUUCACGAAUCAUCCUGUAACAUCCACUUACUCAACUCAACUCCACGCCCUCCAACCAACUCCUCCAAAACGAUCUUUUCGACAUCAAUCAGCCUCGACCCGAUAUUAAGCUCCGAGAGAGGUAUCAUUAACUAGUCGGCAACCGUUUUGUUUCCUUCCUUCGAAAAACUUCGAGCCAGUUCUAUCGAUCUUGAACUACUUGUAACCGGAACGUCCUCCUCGAGAGAUGACGUAGUCGAAACCGAAGGAUUGCACAAGUGGGUUGCAUGUGCACACACGUGCCCCGAAAGAAUCGGUUUCCCAUGGAGUCGAGCUGUUCGAAGGCGUGUCGUGCGGAAUAUCGUCCAUUUCUCUUCAACGACCUUAUCAACGUCUUCCUCUAAAGAAUCGAGUUUAAAUAAACCGAGAGUGGCUCAGCCAGGAAGACGACGACGACGACGACGACGACGACGAGGACGAGGAGGGGCACUCGAAACAGACGUAUAUAGAGGUUUUCUAGCCGUGUCGCUCAGUCAUAACACCUUCAGCCCUCGUCCAACGUGUUUUUCGUAUCGAUUUGAAUUUGAUUAUCGUUCGAUAAGGGCAAGAUGGGGAUCGUUCCCUCCUUCAUCAUUCUCGUUUGUGUAUUCGCAUUCGGCAGAAGUGCCAUCGAAUUCCCGGAAUCGAAAUCAACUACAAAACUGCCGUUAAACAGCCCCUCGAUCGAGGAUAAUGACAAAGAUUUAAUCACUUCUGCCAGCGAUCGAACGUUUCACAUUAGCAAAGAAUAUGGGCAACCUGGAGGGUAUGGAGGAAAUGGCCCAUAUGGAAGUUACCUUGGUCUUAGCGGUUCGAUUUAUGGCCCUGGUACUGCGUAUCGUGGAACAAGCUGGAGCCCAGGAUACCUAAAUCCGAGCUAUGGAGGUUAUUCAGCGGGUGGCUAUCCAGGUGGAAUUAUUGGGGGAGGCCAUAUAGGAUAUGGCUAUUAUGGAAAUCCUGGAUAUAACAGUGGUUAUGGUGGUUACGGUGGAUACGGUGGAUACGGUGGAUACAACAGUGGAUAUGGAAGCACAUUAGGCUAUGGCGGUUAUGGCGGUGGGUAUACACCUGGUUACAGUGUCUAUGAUGGAUAUCUUGGUUACGGAAGAGGUAACUACGGAUACGGAACAGGAUAUAGCGGAUAUGGAACAGGAUAUAACGGAGGAUCAAGUUAUGGAUCAUCGUACAAUUUGAGAAACGAUCCAUAUGGAUAUCGUAGCACUAAUUAUGGAAAUUAUGCCGGUUAUCCAUCCGGUUACAGAGGUUAUUCUUAAAGUUUAUCUUUGAGAAUUGAAGAGAAAGUGAAUUGUAAUAUUUUUUUUACAAUAUUUUUUUCAUCGAAGAUAUUGCAAGAAAACAUAACAACAGUAUUUACCAAUACCAGUUUAACUAUGUAUAUUAGUUUAUUAAUCUUUUAAUUAACUUGAUAGAUUGUAAUUUUGUAUUCGUGUCAAUAAUUUUAUGUAAUUUAUGUAUUAAUUUAUGUAUAAUAAUUAAUAAUAAUGAAUAAAAUUAUGAUUCGUUUAGAGUUAUGAGAA
Molecule: messenger RNA, 2106 nt
Organism: Apis cerana (Asiatic honeybee)
Lineage: Eukaryota; Metazoa; Arthropoda; Insecta; Hymenoptera; Apidae
Product: prisilkin-39
Source: RefSeq, a predicted model, not a curated record